AACAUUUGCCGGUUUCAUCUUUGUUAAAGAACAAAUAUAUCACAUGGUGUUUAGUUGUAUGUUAAAUUGUUACGUAUGAGUGCAGAUACUUUUGCGCUCAUAUAUAAACAAAAUUGUAGCAAUAUUUCCAACAGUUCUAAUAACAUACGCCGUUGUACAGUAAAAUAAAACAGUUGGUCUUAAAAUUGCCUUUUUUCCUUAAAAGUAGACAGCCUUCAACGACAAAAUGAUUGCCGCUUUCGCCUUUUCUACAAUUUUAUUGACACACAGUGUAAUGAGUGAGACCCAAAAUCUCGAUUUAUCAAAAGAAGAAGAACUCAUAAAAGGAAGUGUGAAUAGAUUAGAAGCUCAAGGUGCAAAUAUGGAUCCGGUUGAAAGAAUUCGGUUGUUAUGCCUUUCCCGUGGAGUCAACGGGAUCUUGUCACUAGGGAGGAUGUUUAGGAGGAUGGAUGAAGACGGAAACAAACAGCUGAACAGUCGGGAAUUUACUGACGGGUUGCGGGAAGCUGGACUGAAAAUUACCGACGCAGAAGCCAAAGACGUAUUCAACAAGUUUGACCAAGACCAAAGCGGUGGUGUUAACUUGGACGAAUUUUUCAUUGCGAUUAGGGUAAUCAAUUAUGCCUUUAAGAAAGAUGUUUAUACUGCCAAAAAGCAUCCCGAUUUUAUAGCCGGCAAGAAAACCGAAGACGAAAUACUGACGAAAUUUUUGGGCAAUUUUGAACAAGAUGCCAGCCGUGAUGGACGUGUUACAAAAGAAGAAUUUUUAAAUUACUACAGCGGCAUUAGCGUCCUUGUUGAUAACGAUGACUAUUUUUUGGAAAUGAUUAGGAAUGCCUACAAACUAUAAUCAUAUAUAUAUAUAUGUACUUAUAUAUGCAUAUAUAAAAAAAUAUUACACUAUUAAACUAACGCACAAAUUUUCUACGUACCUAAUGUUUAAACAAAAUGUUUUACACAUUGUAUUUCAUUGUAAUAAAGUAUUACACACUUCUCUUCUAA
This is a messenger RNA of Agrilus planipennis (emerald ash borer), 1002 nucleotides long. RefSeq names its product calcyphosin-like protein. The record is from RefSeq and is a predicted model, not a curated record. Gene Ontology annotation, molecular function: calcium ion binding. The transcript has 3 exons. NCBI's taxonomy places the organism in Eukaryota, Metazoa, Arthropoda, Insecta, Coleoptera, Buprestidae. The coding region runs from base 227 to 850 and encodes 207 amino acids.